CGUAUCGAUGUUCUUGCGUCAAUUGAGCGUUUGUUUAUGUGUGUAGUGGGCGCUGCGGUCCGCGACGGCUGCGCAGCCUGCCCGCUAUCAUUCUUGUUGUGUUCUGUGUGUUGUAGAACAACACAGCCGGCGCCGCAUCUCGACAAUGUCCACGUAGUCUUCGGGCAAGUGGUGGGUGGAGCUGCAUUGGUGAAACAACUGGAGGCAUUACCCGUGGACAGGAACGCGCGCCCUCUGCAGGACGUCGCCGUCGCAAACUGCGGCCAGCUGGUCCGACUGAAGGCGGGAAAAAAGCGUAAAACCGACAAAGAGAAGGAGGCAGAAGAUAGCGAUGCUGAUUCUGAGAAAUCUCACAAGAAGGACAAAAAAAAGAAGAAGGACAAGAAGGAGAAGAAGAAGAAAAGGCAUCAAUCUGGUCAGUCUGAAGAGGAAGAAGAAGGAGAAAUACCCUCCCAUCCUUUAGUAACCACGUCCAAAAUAGACCCCAAGGAAAUACCAGAAGUUCCAACCAACAGAUUCCUCAUGAGAGGUGGGAGGGACCAGGACAGAGAUAGGCCCGACCCCAGGAGGGACAGAGAAAGGAUGCGGUAUCGCGAACGAGAGCGUCACUCUUACACGCGAAGUGGAAGGAUUAUCAAAGGGAGGGGAGUGUUUCGUUACCGCACGCCGUCGCGUUCGCGGUCGCGGUCACGCUCGCGGUCAGUGACACCGCCUCACUGGCGGCAGGCGCAGCGCCGCAUCAUCAAGCUGUCCGACAUCGAGCGUGUGGAGCAAGAGCGCUCCGAGAAGCAACAUCAAGCUGAAAUGAGGCAGAAACGGGCAGAGAAAUAUAAUAGAGACCAAGAGCCGGGAACUCCUGAACAGCCUAGAGAAAAGGAAGAAGGAGAAUGCGAUACCACAUUGGAGAGAUCUACACACGAGAAGAUAGAUUAUAACGCGCUGGACUUUGAGGAAGACGUAGAGCAUGAUGAAGACCCAGACGUGUCCCACAAACGUAGGCACUUCGAUAAGCCGGACAUGCGUCGUCGUGACAAUAGGGACGUAAGGGACCCCCGGGACUUUAGGAACAACCGGGAUAACCGGGACACUAGGGAUGUGCCUAUGAAGAACCCGGAAAGUCGAGCGGAUAUGCUCGCGCUAGCGUUGGGGGUCAACCCUAAACAUGACAAGGAAAUGGACAGGCCGGGUUUCUCACGAGAUUUCCGUGACAAUCGUGAUAAUCGUGAUAAUCGCGACAUGCGUCGAGGUGGGAUGUCGUCGAUUGUACAAGCGGCCCCUAAACUGUCUUCGGCGGUAGCACACGUCGCAGAAGCACCCUCGAAGCCUCCGGAAAUCAAGUCUACCAACGAAUACGACCCGUUCAGUUUGCUCAGAAGUACUUUCAAGAAGGAUAAACCUAAAGAAGUGAUAGACCAACGUGUGCACCUCGACAUCCGCCGGGAGAAAGAGAAACCCAAAGAGAAAGAGAGAGAGGACAAGAAAGAGAAAGAGCGCCAUAGGAACGAAAGAGACGAAAGGAAGCACGCAGAUAGAAGCGACAGAUACGACAAGGAGCGGAAAGUGUCCGAAAAAAGUGAUCGGUUCGAUAGAGAGCGCAAGUUUUCCGAAAAGAGUGACAAAGAUGAAGUUAGGAAGGACAAGGAUGAAAGCAGGAAGCAUGUUGAUAAAACUGAUAGGGAUCGUAAGUAUUCUGAGAAGAGUGAAAGGGACGGAAAAUCAGAUAGGAAGGAUAAGGAUGAUGACCGUGAACGUUCUAGAGAAAGAGAUCGAUAUAGGGAUAAGAGUGAGAAGCGUAGAGAUGAGAGGGAAAAGGAGAAGAAGAAGAGGCGGUCUUCCCGUUCUAGCAGCAGAGGCAGGUCUAGGACUCCGAAGAGGGACAGUAAGCGGUCCCCAUCCCGGGACAAGCGCGACAAGAGCAAGGACAAGUCCCCCAAAGACGAUGACAAGAAAAAGCAAGUGGUUGAUAAAUCAACGCGCGCUGGCAAGGCAUCUGGAUCUCUCAUUGAUGUAGUGUUUACCAAGGAGGAAGAGAGAAACGAAGCUAGAAAAGAGUUGAUGGAGAUUGUCCGUCUCAUCAAAUCGAGACAGCGAGACAGAGAGAGCAAAGCUGCAGUCAAAAAGAAGCGGUCGUCGUCGGCCAGCUCUUCGGACUCGGAGCGCGGGCGUAGACGUCGCCGCUCCAGCGACAGGAAGAGGAGCGAAAGCCCCAGACCGCGUCGCGGCAGUUCGGAACGUCGUCGACGCAGGCGCCAUUCGUCGUCAGACCGUUGAUUCGAGGAAACACAAUUCUAAGCGUAGAUAGCAUUAUUGACUCAGAUGAACCUUUUGCGCAAAGCACCCCCACUAAAGACCGCAUAAAACGACACCGGCUUGUGCCCAACUAUAUUUAGUAAUCCAUAAAAUCCGAAAUUGUGUCUGUCUGUAACCUCUUCACGCUUAAAACACUAAACCGAUUUAGAUGAAAGGACAUGGUAAACUUUUCUAUGAGCGACUGCCCUGGCAAUGUAUAAAUACUGUACUUAGUAAUAUUUAAUGGUGAAUGGCUGAUUAUUUAUAAUUUCUAUGAAAAAAGGCUCAGGAACUUUU
Chilo suppressalis (striped riceborer) is the source of this 2586-nucleotide messenger RNA. NCBI's taxonomy places the organism in Eukaryota, Metazoa, Arthropoda, Insecta, Lepidoptera, Crambidae. The record is from the annotation of a GenBank genome assembly.